AUGUCAGGACAACCAGCACCAUCUAAUGAUCUCGUCAGAUUGAAUAAUACUCUGGUUGAUACACUCUUGAAAUCACAGGAUGAAAUCAAGGUGUUGAAACAGUCUAUCGAAGGCCUGGCAAAGGAAAAGCAACAAUUGGCCGAUCGUUUCACACAGCUAUUGAAAAGUUCAGAUGGUAACACUGCCAUCAAAGCAGAGUUUAUCGAUGAACUUAGUAAAUCGACUGGUCACGUCGAUGAGACCAAUGGAAACGGUGUCGUUUCUCUUGCAGACACUCCACAGCAGUCGCAGUCAUCGUCAGAGGAAGUCGAGAGACUCUCCAAGCAGCUAGAGGAAUCAGAGAAGGAGAUCGAUCGAUUGAAAUAUGAAAUGGGCAAGUUGAACACUGCAGUAGUCAAUCAACAGAAUCACGCAGAAACAAUCAAGACAUUCCAGUUCAAAGAGGAGCAACUCGUCAUGCAAAACCAAUCGUUACAAGAGGCACUCGACGAGCAGAAUCAAUUGGCUUUGAAAUUGCGUGAGCAGUUCCUUGCUGAGAAGGAGAAGUUGGUCACCAAGAUUGGCGAGUUGGACAAUCAGAUCCAAGAGACACAACGUGGCGAUCUACUCAAAGAACAAGAACUGCUGUUACUCCACGCCAGAAUCGAGGAGAAGGAUCAGGAGAUCAAGAAGUUGCAAGAGAAGCUCGAUCAAUUGGAAAAGAGUGCUGAGGAACAGGCUACUCUUUCGCCAAAGUCCGAUGAGUUGGUCCGUCUUGAAGAGGAAAACAAACAUCUCCAAGAGAAGCUAGAGCAAAAGCUGCAAGGACAAACCGAGCAAAUCGGACAGUUGCAACAAGAUAACCAAGAGUUGAUAAGCAAGUUGGAAGGUCUUACCAAGUUGGAGCAAGAGAACAAAUCUUUGUUGCAGCAGAUAGAGCAACACACCUCUUCGACCGAUGAGAAUGUCACUCGUUUGGAACAAGAAAAGUUGGAGUUGUCCAAUACCAACAACGAAAGAAUCAAGACACUCGAGGAGGAGAAUAAGAUCUUCCAGAUGCGUGUAGAUGAAACCGAGAAUAAAUUCAAAGAUAUCAUUAGCUUGUUGGAAGAGGAAAAUAAAACACUGCAGGACAAGGUGGCGAGCACCGAUUCCCAGCAGAAUGAAAAAGUGACAGAGUUGGAGCAGGCCAACAAACAACUCGCCGAGAGAAUUGCAUUGGCCGAGACAGAGAGUGGCGACAAACAUUCAAAGCUCGAGGAGGAAAACAAGUCAUUGCAGAGUAAGAUUAGCGAUUUGGAAUCGAAGCAAGUCGAUCCAUCAAAGUUAGAGGAAAUGCAACAGGCCAACGAGAAGUUGCAAUCAGAGUUGGAAAAGAUCAAUACAGAGCACAAGUCACUCACCGAGAAGAUGGAGCAAUCCAACAACAGCGAGAAUGAAAGAGUUUCUAAAUUGGAGCAAGAUAACCAAUCGUUGCAAAGCCAGUUGGAGACAGUCAACAGCGAGAAUGCCGAGAAACUGUCGAAAUUGGAGGCAGACAACCAAUCGCUAUCGGAGAAACUAGAGCAGUUGGCUAGUUCACAGACAGAGAAGACCGGUCAACUCGAGACUGAGAAUCAACAGUUGAAAGAGCAACUCGAACAAACUGGAAAUGAAUAUAAACAAAAGAUUGAAACUAUCGCCCAGUUGGAGGAAUCAAACAGAGAACUCAGUGAAAAGCUAAGUGGACUCAACGAUGAGUCCGUACAGAAUAUGGCAAAGGCAGAGCAAGAGAACAAUAAAUUGAAGGAACAGAUUGUUUCGGCAACCGAUGAACUCAAUCAACUCAGAGAGAAGCAAGCGGCAUUCGAAUUGGAGAAUCAACAGUUGAAAGAAAACUCUGACAAGUUAAAAGCAUUACAAGAGCAAUAUGAUUCAAUGAAGGCAGAGUUUGAAGCAUUCAAGAAUUCUUCAGCAUCAGCCAACACUAAUAUUGAACAACCAACACCACAACAACAACCUACUUCCAGCUCAUUAGAUGAGCUUGUCGAUCUCGACUUUUCAAGUAAUCCAUCAACUACUACUUCCACAGUAACUGAAGAGUUGAAACCAGAACAAGUUGAAGAUGAAGAAAAGGAAGAGGAAAAGGAUGAAAAAAAGGAAGAGGAAAAAGAAGAGGAUAAAGAAGAAAAAGAAACUACCACCACCGAACCAGCUCAAGUCGACAACGAAGAAGAAGAAGAAGAAGAAGAAAUGGAAGAAAUCUAUUAA
Molecule: messenger RNA, 2229 nt
Organism: Heterostelium album PN500
Lineage: Eukaryota; Evosea; Eumycetozoa; Acytosteliales; Acytosteliaceae
Product: viral A-type inclusion protein
Exons: 1
Coding region: 1-2229 (742 amino acids)
Source: RefSeq, a predicted model, not a curated record